Molecule: messenger RNA, 4498 nt
Organism: Zootermopsis nevadensis
Lineage: Eukaryota; Metazoa; Arthropoda; Insecta; Blattodea; Termopsidae
Source: RefSeq, a predicted model, not a curated record
AGGUGCAGAUUAAAAAAAUUUCUAUCAUUUAUAUCAGCACGACGUGUCAUAAGUGUGUAAACAGCGCGUACCCUGACCAAGGCCAAGCACAGAGACCACAAACUCGCAACUACAGACAUUAGUUUGUGCGCGGAUCUCAACCACAGAGCAGGCAAAUAUGAUGAGAUCUGAAUUUAUAUUUCUGUUGACAUCUGUCGCCGUCAUCCUGGCUGACGAUAUUAUUGUACUAAACCAAGGAAGCGUCAAAGGACAUCGUUUAACGACACGGAAGGGCGGGGAAAUAUUUGCUUUCCAAGGAAUUCCUUACGCAAACCCACCAGUCGGCGAGUUGAGAUUUCAGCCACCUCAAGCCAAGGAGCCAUGGAGCGGAGUGCUUGAUGCCACCAAAGAAGCUCCGGUAUGCGUGCAGCGAGGGAUAUACCCUGGAGACAAUGAGAUCAGAGGACAAGAAGACUGUCUUUAUCUCAACGUGUACACGCCACGGAUGCCGGACAGCACUCUGGGUGUGGUACCGCUCGAUGUAAUGUUCUGGAUUCAUGGCGGAGGUUGGUUUAAUGGCUCGGGGAACACAGAUUUCUAUGGACCUCAGUAUCUUCUGGACAAGGACAUUAUCCUUGUUACCAUCAACUAUCGUCUUGGAACAAUAGGAUUCAUAAGUACUGAAGAUGCGGCGUGCCCAGGUAACAACGGAAUGAAGGAUCAGGUGGCAGCACUGCGCUGGGUGCGAGACAAUAUCGCAGCGUUUGGCGGGAACCCGAGCAGCGUAACGAUAUUCGGCGAGAGCGCGGGUGGCGCUAGUGUGCACUAUCACAUGCUGUCACCUGCCAGCAAAGGUUUGUUCCAUCGCGCCAUCUCCCAGAGUGGCAACGCUUUGGGCGUGUGGGCAUUUACACCUAAAGGAAGACCAAAGUAUUUGGCAGAAAAAGUAGCAGAUCUGUUUGACUGCCCGGCUCAACCGAGCACAGAAUUAAUCUCCUGUCUCAGAAAACAGGACUCAUACAAGUUAUUCAAGGCGGAACUUUCCAUUUCAGGCGAUGGGAAUUCCCCGGUCACAUUCGGUCCUGUCACUGAGACUGUUGGGUUUUUAGGGGAAAAGUUGGAGACAAACCUGGAAGACAGUCCUUUAAUUAAACUUCUCCUUAGUGAAUUCGAGGACAAAUCACUAAGAACUGAAAUUACUCAAAAGAUACAGAAAUUCUACUUCGGAGAUAAACCAACUGCAACUGAUGCCACUUCAAGUUUAAUAGACUCAGGUCCCGUUCACCUAGACGACGUGUUGUACUUGUUCCCACAAAAUCACACAUUCCCUAACUCCAAACUGACGCCAGAAGAUGAACAUAUGGUAGAAACUCUAACAACGCUUUGGGUGAACUUCGCUCGCCAAGGGAAACCAGCGCCAUCAUGGAAUCCUGUUUCUUCACCCGAUGUGCUCGACUACGCUCGCAUUGCUUACGACGGACUACACCCAGGCCAAGGGCUUCUAAAAGAGCGAAUUGAAUUCUGGGACUCUCUCCAAAGCAGAUUCAAAAAGACCUCAGAUAAAGACGAACUCUAGCGAUUUCAUACAUUCUGCGAAGUCGAUGUGAAGAUUAAUGAUUCGUUUACGAAAUAAAACAUGUUUUAUAAUGUAUAAGAACACUUGUUUCAUGCUACAAGUCAGACUAUAAUAAUUGUAGUUUUCACAGAGUACAUUUAAUAAUGGCGUGAAUACUGUAAAUAAUUAUUAUUGUUGAGUUGUUGCCAUAUGGAGUAAUUAUAAAUUGAUCAAAAGAAUUUCGAAACGGACGUAGACACUAUAAACUAUACAAGGUAGGGGUCAGAACUUUCUGCUCGCAGGCCACAUGUGACACUUGCAACACUUUUAUGCAAAGUUUGGGAAUUAGCCGACGAGAGAAGGUUAAAAUUGUUUACAUAAAAAUAUAAAUAACAACCUUCUGGGUUCAUCAUUCUGUUAUUUGACAAGUCAUGAAGACUAAUUCAUAAGAACUCUUGCACGAAGUACUGCUGGUUUCUCAUUUGCGUCUUAUUACGAUGCUGUAUGAAAAACAGAUGAAUGUACCCUUUGCACGGCCUUCAGAACACAACUUUCUCCUACGCAUGGCAACCCUAACCACUGCACAUUAACCCCUUCACGUACAAAAAUGACCAAACCAGCUUCAGUAAUGAAUUCCUGCAGAUGGUUUGGUCGUGUUCGAAGUUAUGAACUCAUUCCAGCUGUUUCGUCACUGGAUGCUCACUUGUUACAAACAAUUCGUACGUUACGAAAAUGUUAUACCAAUUGUUGUCUUAUUCCGUACCUACUUCUUGUCAGGACACACUAUAUGAUUCAUAGACAGCAGCAAAUGACUUCGAUAUAAAACAAUUUUCAAAAAUAAGACACGUUCUACUCGUGAAUAUACCAUGUUCCCACAACUGGCGAAAUGACCUAGUAACUGGGAUGACCUUGACUCGAAUAUCACAGGUGAGAUUGGGAGAGUCUAUUACAAGGGGUGGACCUGGUUGUAAUCUGAUUUUUGUAUAGCUGUAUUCAGCGUUUUUGGCCUUUGAACUAUGUGAAUUGGAGCCUCACUUACCAGAAGUUUGCUGGACAGGGACGACAGCAGGCCGCGUACAAUACACUCCAAAUAAAGUGAAACAUCACCAUGGUAUAUAACACAGGAAAGUCGAUUUCACUACACCACACUACACAUCACUAUUAAAAUUAACACUGCAGAGAGUAUUUGAUAAUUUUAUCUUCUUAACAACUCUAUAGUCCCGGUACGACCUGCAUACGGAGACUACUACAAUUAGUACACGGCCGGAUGAUAGCAAAGGUUAGACAGGGCGUUCAAUGGCGCACAUUUAACACCUCACGUUCUUAAAACAAGUAAACAUUGUAUAACAUAAUAUUUUCUUCAAAUUCAUGUAAUAUAUGUGGAUUUCUUUUGUACACUUUGUAUUUCAAACUGCCCCAAAAAUUAGAAUCAGAUUACUGUGCCUGAGAUAAGUCCGCCCGUAAAGAUAGAACGAGUUAUUCUCCUUGCAUUUAAUCCAUACCAAAUACCAACUUUCGAGUCAUGAAGAAUUCCAGGGUUUACCGAUGAUCAGUAUUGGUUAUUAUGCGUGUUCAUACGUCCAUUUAAAAUCAAUAAUUGUGGGGCAGGUGUACGUUCAUUCCUGACUGGAUAAACCAGUCACAAACAUGUAACCUUGUAGCAGUCUCUUGGUUGCAAAGAACGCACUUGUUUUAUAUGGGCAAAAUUUAAAAAAAAAAUGCUGUUCUUGCUGAGGAGGUUGUAACGUUAGCUUCCUGGACUCGUUUUGCCAGUGAUUUUGUUCGCGAAAUCUCCGGUCUUGCACCAAUACCAACGUUUUCUUCAUUCAGUAUGCGUCUUCCUUUUGUUUUCUUGUCCAAAACCGUAAUUUUGAAUUUAUGAAUCAAGUAAUGAAUAGUAGAUUUAGCAGUAAUAUCAAAACCUGAGAAUCUUUGUUGGAACUCUGUGCGACAUGCACAAGUUGAAUCGCUGUUUACUUAACCCUUUUCCUAUAGGCGACGGACCGACUCGUCCGGCAUUUAACUACGUUGAUUACCUUAUACUGUACUUAUGCACCACCCAGAGCACUACCUGCGCCCACUCUGAGUCAUGGCGGCUGAGCCAAUCACGAGGCCCUUUGAGAAAAUAAUACACGUACGGCAUGUUAGGCGACUUAAAUUAUUAUAAUUUUAACGAUUUGAAAACUAACUCUCUAGAACAGACUCACCCAAUUCAUGGAAACCUUUCUUUCAGCCUAAUGCGAGUAAUUAUCGAAUUGACGACAUAUUUAAAUAGUGUUAAUCGAUAUCUAAUCGAACAGCACAUAACCAAACUACCGUCAACAACAGCAUUUUGUGGCAAGGCAUCGUUUACUCUCAGGCUUUUAUACAAAAUUUCCUCAAUUUCUUCUCCGUUUUCAACCUCAUACAAAAGCACAUGUACAAGAUAAACUACUGUAACAACAUAAGACGAAAGGGCAAUACGAUUUGUUAUGGAAACCUUCAGUUUGGUUGUAGGCCUGUUUGUUACCUGUGUGUUAAACUCUGGAGGUUAAAACAAUGGUUCAUGUCUUGAACUUCAGUAACACGCCCGAAGUAACGAACUGCCAGUGCAGAUGGAAAAACUUCGACUAUCUGAACUUUCUGAAGGGUGAAUUCUUUAACAUUAGUUGCCUACUGUGAAUCCUAUAUCAUUAUUAUAUAAACACACUAUACAUUCUAGUAAAUUAUUUACUAGAAUGUAUAGCAUGUUUGUUUUUAAGGGAAGAUAAAAUAAAAUCUCAAGAUUCUUACGUUUCUGAUAUUAAAGAUGCAUAUUUUAUAUUAAAUAUAAUGGGAAACUGAAAAAUAACUAAAUACAUACUAAUAUCAAUUUAAUAAACUGGUUGUAUGUUUCAUCAUAUUUUUUUGUGCAGAGUGCUGGGUCCAUAACACACGCAUGUAAAACAUACCAAAAGUAAUUAUAUCACUUGUCUGUUGGUUUCA